Messenger RNA from Periophthalmus magnuspinnatus, 856 nucleotides. RefSeq names its product myomaker, myoblast fusion factor (gene mymk). The coding region runs from base 1 to 849 and encodes 282 amino acids. The transcript has 6 exons. The record is from RefSeq and is a predicted model, not a curated record. NCBI's taxonomy places the organism in Eukaryota, Metazoa, Chordata, Actinopteri, Gobiiformes, Gobiidae. Gene Ontology annotation, cellular component: plasma membrane.
AUGGGGGCGUUCAUUGCCAAAUUGCUGCUGCCCACGGUGAGCAGCCUGGUGUUUCUGCCUACCGCCAGCGUCGCAGCCAAACGAGGCUUUCACCUGGAGGCCAUGGUCUACUUCUUCAGCAUGUUCUUCACCACGAUCUUCCACGCCUGUGAUGGACCAGGGUUGUCCAUCAUCUGCUUCAUGAGGUACGACGUUCUGGAGUACUUCACCAUAUACGGCACUGCCCUCUCCAUGUGGGUCACGCUCAUCGCUCUGGGGGAGUUUGAGGAGCCGCAGCGUUCCAGUAUCACCAUGUUUGGAGUCCUAACCAUCGCUGUGCGCAUUUACCAGGACAGGCUCGGCUACGGCGUCUACUCAGGACCAAUCGGAUCCGCCGUGUUCAUCCUCACCGUCAAGUGGUUGCAGCAGAUGAAGCAGAGGGGCUCGCUGUUCCCAGAGAAGAGCGUCUACACUCAGCAGGUGGGCCCAGGCUGCUGUUUCGGAGCUCUGGCCCUGAUGCUGCGUUUCUACUUUGAGGAGUGGGACUACGCCUAUGUGCACAGCUUCUACCACCUCUGUCUGGCCAUUUCCUUCGUGCUGCUGUUACCAAAGAAGAAUCGUUUUGCAGUGGAGGGACAGAGCGCAGUGAAACUCUCCUGGUGCACGCUCUGCUGCUGUACGAUGUCCCCGGGUUCGACCAAGGAGAAAACAGAGAAGAUCCAGAAGAUGAAGAAGAAGAGCCGAACGGUUUGGACGAUUCCCUUGAAGAAGAAAGACAGGGACACGCCCACUCUGCCGCUGUUCCACGCCACUCCUUCUGCCAAAGGAACCAAUAUCAGCCGCCUCAAGGAGCUCAAUGGGUGGAAGUGACGCCGCC